Chondrus crispus (carragheen) is the source of this 174-nucleotide messenger RNA. RefSeq lists its product as hypothetical. Lineage: Eukaryota; Rhodophyta; Florideophyceae; Gigartinales; Gigartinaceae. Bases 1 to 135 code for a protein of 44 amino acids. The record is from RefSeq and is a predicted model, not a curated record. The transcript is spliced from 2 exons.
AUGCAGACUACUCCAUCACCCAUAGCCAGAUACGGUACAAAAGAAUACUUACGAGAACUUUCGAAUCAACGAAGAUCCAUCUAUUGCGGCUUUGAUAAACGGCCCACUAUGGAAGCAGUUGUUCUCCGUCUUUGACGCUGUGAAGACCUGAAUGAGAACAAACUUGCUGGAUCA